AUGCGGUCUCCAGUACCACGGGGUCGUUGGUGUGCAUUCGCAUUGCUGCCUGUAUCGUUAAAUGGGCGCAACUCUGUCCCAUCACCCGGCGGUUGUCCUCGUACCGGCCCAGUACUGCGGAAAAAAGGACAUGUGAGGUCGGUGAAAUCGGGGUUGAUAG
Molecule: messenger RNA, 160 nt
Organism: Sphaeroforma arctica JP610
Lineage: Eukaryota; Ichthyosporea; Ichthyophonida
Source: the annotation of a RefSeq genome assembly